GUUGCAAACGACGGUUUAAUGGCGGCCUUCAAUCGCCGUAGCUGUGAUAAACUUCUUUGGUGAUAAACCGCAUAAAUGAUGAACCCGUUUUUGCAUGCCAGUGUUUGUGUCUGAAAGGGUAGAAAGUUUUGUUUUUAACUGAGGUGCUCUAAAGCAAAGGCCCAAUCCAUUCGGAGACAUGAGAAGCAAAAGUUGGCUUCACUGUGUUAGAACAGCCCGGCUGUUCUCGCAUUCUUCUGAAAAUUCAUUUCAAAAGCUGCAGACGGGAAAGAAUGGAUCUGAAUAUAUUGCCUAUAGGAAAUUCGUGCCAUCGUGUCCAUCCAAAAAUGUUGGUGUAAUGUUUUGUCAAGGAUUUAUGUCAAAUAUGAAUGGGACAAAGUCGUUAUUUCUAGAGAGUUAUUGCAAAGAGAAGCAUAUCAAUUUUGUUACUUAUGACUACCUUGGUCAUGGAAGUUCUACUGGGAAAUUCGAAGAUUUCACAGUUGGUUUGUGGAAAAGAAAUACACUAGAAGUUCUGAAUAAAGUAGCUGAAGGUCCCCAAAUUCUUGUGGGGUCAAGCAUGGGUGGUUGGAUAAUGUUGCUUGCAGCCAUAGAAAACCCAUCUAAAAUACAAGGACUUGUUGGAAUGGCAGCAGCUCCAGAUUUGAUGUACCACAGAUAUGAAAGCAUUUCUGAUCAGGAGAAAAAUGAGCUCAGCGGAUCAGGUUACUUUCUUUUACCUUCAGAUUUUGCAGAACAGCCUUUAAAGCUUCCAUUUAGGAUUAUAACUGAUGCAAAGGAGCAGCAAGUGUUGAAUAAAAAGGAAAUAUGCUAUGAUGGACCAGUUCGAUUAAUUCAUGGUGUAGAUGAUAGUACAGUUCCAUACUCAUAUUCUAUGACAAUAUCUGAAAAACUCAGGUCUACAAAUGUUUCUGUACAUCUUAUAAAAGAUGGAGAUCAUCAAUUGUCAAGAAAUAGUGACCUGAAAUUUCUUUCAAAUGUUCUGGAUCAGUUGAUAUUUAGUUAAAAGUAACUGUUGGAUCUUUUUGUUAUGAGUGGACUUAGGUCAGGUCAAAUUGUUACCUUACCUGAGGAAGAUAACUGCCCUAAAUUUCUUGAUCUCAUUAUAUGAACAUCAAUUUGACUCUUGCUGACAAAAUCUUAAAAUUGAGACAGUAAAUCCUUAAUAAUUUCUUUGCUGCUUAAAAAAGCAGAAUCUUUAAAACGUUUCUGCUUAGAUGUCAAAUGUAAAGGUUUAAAAAAUUGAAAGUCUUUCAAGAAUUUGUAAUGAAAAUACUUAUUGAUACUUUGAAUUUAAUUGCAUCAAAAACUUGUAAUUGGAAGGGAUAAAUAAGAAGCCAAGUAUCUGUUGAUACUCAUACUCAACCUCCUGUCACUUUCAUUGUGACAUAUAAAUUCUUGAAUGAAUUCAAAAAUGUGCUUAAGCUUUUGGUCAGACAGUUUUCUCAUUACUGACAUUUUAAACUAUUGCCAAAAAUCUGCUCUUAAAUUUCAUGCUACCUUUGCUCCAUCCUUCUUUUUGCUAGAAUGCAAACAAUAUCAUAUAGGCUUGUGGGUAAGCUGCUGCAAAGUAUAUAAGCCUUUAUGGAAGGAAAGAGAGGUGGGGAACUCAGAAAUAUUGGUCUAGUGCUUCGUGGAUGCCCCAAACAAUAUAAAUAUGAGAUACAAGAUACAAAUCAAGAGAUCUAUCAUCGCUUGUGACAGUCAAAGAAGCAAAGCCUUUGAUAUCACAAAACUUGAAAUUAGCACAGAAAUAGUAGCAAAUGACUUGACUCUGGUCUGUGUUUUGAUAAGUGAAAAAAAAUUCAAUUUAUUUGUAUCCUAAAAAUUCAGUCUGUGUUCAUAUAAUCAAGAAACAGAUAAGAAAGGAAGCAUUGCACCUCAAUGUUUGUGAAUGUAUGGCAAAUAAAAAAUGGGAAUUUCACAAGU
This is a messenger RNA of Rhopilema esculentum, 1929 nucleotides long. RefSeq names its product palmitoyl-protein thioesterase ABHD10, mitochondrial. Gene Ontology annotation, molecular function: hydrolase activity, hydrolyzing O-glycosyl compounds; palmitoyl-(protein) hydrolase activity. Lineage: Eukaryota; Metazoa; Cnidaria; Scyphozoa; Rhizostomeae; Rhizostomatidae. The record is from RefSeq and is a predicted model, not a curated record. Gene Ontology annotation, biological process: protein depalmitoylation. Gene Ontology annotation, cellular component: mitochondrion.